AUGGACCUGUUCUCGCAGACACCUCUGUUGCCAGGUAUUGUGCGGGAUCUUAGGGUUGCUGGCUGUCGCAGAUUGGAUGAGACGCCCAGUCUGCUGUGGGAGCGUCGAGAGAGUGCCGUUGGGGUGGGCCAAGAUGCCGUGAGGGUGGGCCAAGAUGCUGUGAGACACAGAGAGGAACAUCUAACACUAGAAGAAACCACACGACCGCUGGCCCAGAGGAAUGAACCACCAAACCCACCGCCCAAGUCACCAAACCCGGCCACCCAAGUCACCAAACAUGGACGGCCAAGUCACCAAGCCCCGCCACCCAAGUCACAAAAUCCGGCCACCCAUGUCACCAACCCGGCCACCCAAGGCACCAAACCCCACCACCCAAGUCACCAAACCCCACCAUCCAAGUCACCAAACCCGGCCACGCAAAACAUCAAACCCGGCUACCCAAGGCACCAAACCGCACCACCCAAGUCACCAAACCCCGCUAUCCAAGUCACCACACCCGGUCACCCAAGUCACCAAACUGCACCACCCAAGGCACCACACCCGGCUACCCAAGUCACCAACCCCGGCCACCCAAGUCACCAAACAUGGACACCCAAGUCACCAAACCCCACCACCCAAGUCACCAAACAUGGACACCCAGGUCACCAAACCCACCACCCAAGUCACCAAACAUGGACACCCAAGUCACCAAACAUGGACACCCAAGUCACCAAACCCCACCAUCCAAGUCACCAACCCCGGCCACCCAAGUCACCAAACAUGGACACCCAAGUCACCAAACCCGGCCACCCAAGUCACCAACCCCGGCCACCCAAGUCACCAAACCCCACCACCCAAGUCACCAAACAUGGACACCCAAGUCACCAAACCCGGCCACCCAAGUCACCAAACCCCACCACCCAAGGCACCAAACAUGGACACCCAAGGCACCAAACCCCACCACCCAAGUCACCAAACCCCACCAUCCAAGUCAUCAAACCCGGCUACGCAAAACAUCAAACCCGGCUACCCAAGGCACCAAACCGCACCACCCAAGUCACCAAACCCCGCAAUCCAAGUCACCACACCCGGUCACCCAAGUCACCAAACUGCACCACCCAAGUCACCAAACAUGGACACCCAAGUCACCAAACCCCGUCACCCAAGUCACAAAACCCGGCCACCCAGGUCACCAAACAUGCACGCCCAAGUCACCAAACCCGGUUACCCAAGGCACCAAACAUGGACACCAAAGUCACCAAACCCGGCCACCCAAGUCACCAAACGUGUACCCAUGUCACCAACCCCGGCCAUCCAAGGCACCACACCCCACCACCCAAGUCACCAAACCCAACCAUCCAAGUCACCAAACCCGGCCACGCAAAACACCAAUCCCGGCUACCCAAGGCACCAAACCGCACCACCCAAGUCACCAAACCCCGCUAUCCAAGUCACCACACCCCGUCACCCAAGUCACCAAACUGCACCACCAAAGGCACCACACCCGGCUACCCAAGUCACCAACCCCGGCCACCCAAGUCACCAAUCAUGGACACCCAAGUCACCAAACCCCACCACCGAAGUCACCAAACAUGGACACCAAAGUCACCAAACCCCAACACCCAGGUCACCAAACAUGCACGCCCAAGUCACCAAGCCCCUCCACCCAAGUCACAAAAUCCGGCCACCCAUGUCACCAACCCCGGCUAUGCAAGGCACCAAACCGCACCACCCAUGUCACCAACCCCGGCUAUGCAAGUCACCAAACCCCAACACCCAAGUCACCAAACCCCAACACCCAAGUCACCAAACCCCACCAUCCAAGUCACCAAACCCCACCACUCAAGUCACCAAACCCGGCCACCCAAGUCACCAAACCCGGCCACCCAAGUCACCAAACCCGGCCACCCAAGUCACCAAACUGCACCACCCAAGUCACCAAACCCGGCCACCCAAGUCACCAAACCGCACCACCCAAGUCACCAAACCCGGCCAAGCAAGGCACCAAACCGCACCACCCAAGUCACCAAACCCGGACACCCAAGUCACCAACCCCGGCCACCCAAGUCACCAAACCCCACCACCCAAGUCACCAAACCCGGCCACCCAAGUCACCAAACCCGGCCAAGCAAGGCACCAAACCGCACCACCCAAGUCACCAAACCCCGCAAUCCAAGUCACCAUAUCCCGUCACCCAAGUCACCAAACUGCACCACCCAAGGCACCACACCCGGCUACCCAAGUCACCAACCCCGGCCACCCAAGUCACCAACCCCGGCCACCCAAGUCACCACACCCGGCCAAUCAAGACACCAAAACCCACCACCCAAGUCUCCAAACCCGGCCAAGCAAGGCACCAAACCCACCACCCAAGGCACCAAACCCGGCCACCCAAGUCACCACACCCGGCCACUCAAGUCACCAAGCUCCCCACACACACCAGUCAUCAACCUAGAACACCAAAGUCGCCAAAAUCGACCACCCAAGUCAUCAAAUCUGGCCACCCAAGUCACCAAAUCUAGCCACACUGUCGCUUCUUUCGACAAACACAGAUUCCUGGUGAUCUAUUCUGAACCCGAAACCUCAACGGUGAUGGGAUUAGGUAACAGGAACGGUGAAUUGCAAGGAACAGUGGGCUGA
This is a messenger RNA of Haliotis rubra (blacklip abalone), 2619 nucleotides long. Its product is annotated as extensin-like. The transcript has 3 exons. NCBI's taxonomy places the organism in Eukaryota, Metazoa, Mollusca, Gastropoda, Lepetellida, Haliotidae. The record is from RefSeq and is a predicted model, not a curated record. Bases 1 to 2619 code for a protein of 872 amino acids.